Messenger RNA from Vespula vulgaris, 2271 nucleotides. It is a transcript of the gene lds, whose product is annotated as transcription termination factor 2-like. The coding region runs from base 1 to 2271 and encodes 756 amino acids. The transcript has 13 exons. Lineage: Eukaryota; Metazoa; Arthropoda; Insecta; Hymenoptera; Vespidae. The record is from RefSeq and is a predicted model, not a curated record. Gene Ontology annotation, molecular function: ATP-dependent chromatin remodeler activity; ATP binding.
AUGUGGCAAAAUUCUUCUACUAAUUUAAAUAAUAGUUCUUUAGUUAUCUCAGACAGUGAUGAUAAUGUAACUACUAGUACAAGGCAAGAUAUUCUUAUUGAUAGUAGUGACAAUGACGAAUCUAUUUCAAUGGAAAGCAAUAUUGAUGAUGUUAACGAAACCAAUGAAUCUGAGAAUCUAGAAAUGGAUUCAAUUAAUAAAAAUAAUACACCAGAGGAAGUAAGUGAGGAGAAUGCAUUGGCAAUAUCUUAUGCUAAACAAGAGAUUGGAGUUGGUAAUAUAGAUCCAUUGGUAGCACAAGAAAGAGCUCUCCUUUCUUGCAAAUUGCAGCAACUACAAAAUCAAUUAGAAAAAACAAAGGAAGUAGAAGCAAAAUUAGAAAGAACACCUUUGGUACAACCUGUUGAACAAAUGAAUGCAAAAUCUAUGUCUAAUGAUAAACCAGAAGAAACAUCUUUAUCAUCUAAUCAAAUGAAAUAUCUACAAUCUGAUUCUGAAUAUUUUUUUGCGGAUUCUAUGGAGCCUUCAGAAUUAAAACCAUUGGGGAAAAAAGCUCUAGAGACUAGAGAACGUGAAUUUACUUUAACAGUAGAAAGAUUACAGGAUUUACAUGGAUCACUUGUAGCUCGACCUUCAGAAGAUGCAAAAGCAGAAGAUCCACCUGGUUUAAAAGUAAAACUAAUGCCUCAUCAACAGCAUGCAUUAGCAUGGCUUAUGUGGAGAGAACAAAAACGACCAUCUGGUGGUGUAUUAGCUGAUGAUAUGGGCCUAGGUAAAACUUUAACAAUGAUCUCCUUAAUCAUGGCUACUCUUGCUCAAGAAGAUGAUAAUGACAGUGAUGAUGAAUGGCAUACUACAAAUAAAUCUAUAACCUAUAAAGGUGGAACACUGGUUGUAUGUCCAGCUUCUUUAUUAUCACAAUGGGAAAAUGAAAUAAAAAGUAAAUGUAAAAAAGGUAUACUGUCAAUAGAAGUUUACCAUGGUAAUAAUAGAGAAAAAUUAGCUAAACGUUUAGCAAAAUAUGAUGUUGUUAUUACAACAUAUAAUAUAUUAUCCAGGGAAUUUAAAACCAUGUCUACAGUAUAUAAGAUUCAUUGGAAAAGAGCAAUACUUGAUGAAGCACACAUAAUAAGAAAUUAUAAAAGUCAAGUAUCUCAAUCAGUAUGUUGUCUUAUAGCAAGUCAUCAAAGAUUAGCAACUGUUAUGAAGACUCUUAUGCUUCGAAGAACAAAACAAGAACUCCAAGCACAAGGUGCUCUAGAAAGUUUACCUACUAAAAAUUUUGAAGAAGUGGAAGUAAAACUUGAUUCUCAAGAACAAUUAGUCUACGAAAAAGUUUUAAUAUAUUCUCGUACGCUUUUUGCACAAUUUUUAUCGCAAAGAGCAGAAAAAGAUCAUAUGGCAGACUUAAUGUCUGGAAUGUAUGAUAAGCCAUCUUUUUUGUCAAAUCCAAAUAAAAAUACACAAUUUACAAAGGCUCAAAAUCAGUUACUUUCGCUGCAUGCUGAUGUUAAAACGCACGAAAUUUUGGUACUUCUAUUACGUCUUCGCCAAAUAUGUUGUCAUCCGGCGUUAAUUCAUGCUAUGUUGGAUCAAAAUGAUUUGGAACAAAAUGAAAUAACGGAUGAAGAAAAUGUAGAUUCAGAUAUCAUAUCGCAUGUAAAUGAAAAAGAAACAGGCGUUGACCAUAGAGUGACAAAAAAUAUACUUACUUCUAAAAAUCCAGUUUUUGAGUCAGACCGUAUGAGUUCCAAAAUAAAAGCAGUACUCAAUAUGGUCACACAAAUUUUAGACAAAGGAGAUAAGCUUAUUAUUGUUUCACAAUGGUCAAGUAUGUUAGAAAUUAUUGGAUCUCAUUUAUCUACAAUAAAAGGGGCAACAUUUAGAGAAUUUUCAGGCAAAGUGCCUAUUAAAGAUCGACAAGUUAUAAUAGAUUCUUUCAAUGAUCUAUCCGGAGAUCCAAAAAUUUUGUUACUUUCACUUACUGCUGGUGGAGUUGGACUAAAUCUUGUAGGAGGAAAUCAUCUAUUACUUAUUGACAUUCACUGGAAUCCCCAGUUAGAAACACAAGCUCAAGAUAGGAUAUAUCGAUUUGGUCAAAAAAAAGACGUCUUUAUUUAUAAGUUUAUUUGUAAAAAUACUAUAGAAGAACGUAUCAAACGCUUACAGGAAAAUAAAUUGGCCAUAUCUCAAAACGUAUUAAGUGGUGAAAAGAACCAACUUGUUUCAAAACUAUCGCUUAAUGACCUUAAAUCUCUUUUUGCUCUUUGA